UAAUUUCACGAAAAGCAUUAUAAGUGUGCAUGUAUGUCGUAAAAUAGCUGCAGCAUAGUUAUAUGUAAGUAUGAUUAUAAAUGGAUAAACGAAAAAGGAAAUCAGCAUAUAAAAUACGCAGAAUCAUGGCGGCGGUUCAACUUGCUAGACUACGUUUUCCUUCAGUGAUUAAAUUUUCUGACCGAGAGCUCAAGUGUUAAGAUUUGAUACAGUAUCUUUAUCUUUUCCAAAUCGUUAUGGCAAAAACCUUAUUUUUACAAGGCAUCGAAAAUGAACAAUCAGGAAGACUUUAUGAAGCUAUACAAUUUUAUCGACGAGCAGUGCAGUUAGUUCCAGAUAUAGAAUUUCGUCUUUAUGAAUCUACAAAGCCUAAGUUACGUGAAAACAUUGAUUCGGAUGAGAAAUUGACUUUGGAAACAUCGUUUCAUGAUAAUGGAGUAGAUUUACAAGAAUUAGAUGGGGAAGAAAAUGAUGGCGACAUUUUGGGAAGACUGGCAAAAGUUAUAGGCAAGAAUGGUUGUGUUUGCUCUCCGCACCUUGAACAAAGCUCAACACACAUUUCUGCUCUGCCUAUGGAAAUUGUCUUUUACAUUUUACGAUGGGUUGUUUCAUCUGAUUUGGAUAUUAGAAGCCUGGAGAUGAUUGCCAAAGUCUGUAGAGGUUUGUAUGUAUGUGCUAGGGAUGCAGAAAUUUGGAGAAUGGCCUGUGUACGUGUAUGGGGUGUUAAGUGUGGUACAUUUGAACCAAAAUAUCUUUCGUGGCGAGAUAUGUACAUGCAACGUCCAAGAUUACAGUUUAAUGGAUGUUAUAUUAGUAAAACAACUUAUAUAAGACACGGUGAAAAUAGUUUUCAAGAUCAAUUCUAUAAACCAUGGCAUCUUGUCUCGUACUUUCGAUACUUAAGAUUUUUUCCUGAAGGAAAAGUUUUAAUGCUAACAUCAACCGAUGAACCACAAAAUUGUGUAAAUUCCCUAAAAUUCCGUGAUCCUCGCAAUAAUUCAAUAUUAAUUGGUCAUUAUCGAUUACGGGAUAACUGUGUAAGUUUAGUUUUAAAACGGCAAGAAAUUAAUAAAAUGAAUAGCACCUCAGAAAUGAGUAGUCGUAGACGAAAACAUCUUGAACCAGUGCACGAUAGCGGCGAACAAACAUUUCAUGUGGAAUUUGAAAUUCAAAGCUACCAUAAACGUCGAAAUUCGCAAUUAUCAUGGUUGUGUUACGUUAUAUAUACAAAAUAUAAAAAUGGACAAGAAAUUCCAACGGAAUUAAGCCUUGGAGGCAAAUAUCCUCCAUUUCGUUUCCAUCGAGUGAAGAGUUAUACUCAAAAAAGUGAAUUUCCUUUACAAUAAAUUUUUAAAUAAUUUUAGAUGUGAAAAGAAACUAAA
Molecule: messenger RNA, 1382 nt
Organism: Ceratosolen solmsi marchali
Lineage: Eukaryota; Metazoa; Arthropoda; Insecta; Hymenoptera; Agaonidae
Product: F-box only protein 9
Exons: 5
Coding region: 237-1346 (369 amino acids)
Biological process (GO): SCF-dependent proteasomal ubiquitin-dependent protein catabolic process
Cellular component (GO): cytoplasm; SCF ubiquitin ligase complex
Molecular function (GO): protein binding
Source: RefSeq, a predicted model, not a curated record